Messenger RNA from Closterium sp. Naga37s-1, 2358 nucleotides. The record is from the annotation of a GenBank genome assembly. Lineage: Eukaryota; Viridiplantae; Streptophyta; Zygnematophyceae; Desmidiales; Closteriaceae.
AUGGCCUGGGGAAAGCCUGGAACCGGCGUGGUGAAGUCGUACGCCGUGGAGUGGUCGACCAUGGAGCAGACGACAGCCAAGGCCGCGGAGCGGGUGCGGGACGACCGGGUGCCCGAGGAGGAAGAGGAGGAGGACGAGGACCCCGUGUGCCCGCUCUGCAUUGAAGAGCUCGACGCCACGGAGAUCCAAUUCCGGCCCUGUCCCUGCGGCUACCGCGUGUGUCUGUUCUGCUACGAGCGAAUCAAGCUCGAGCUCAAAGGCAUCUGUCCCAGCUGCCGCUCGCCCUACGGCGACCCGCAAAUGGCGGCGCCACCGCAGCCAACCGCAACGGCCCCGCCAUCGUCGUUUCCGCCGCUCCUACCGCUCGACCCGCCUCAGCAGCCGGCCUCGCAGAGCCACGUGGCUUCGAGUCACGCCACGCAGAGCCGCGCAGCUGCGGCUGCGGGCGUACGGCGUUUAUCGUCUGACGCCCAUGCCGCGCCGAGCGUUGAAACCACCUCUGCGUCUUGGCCCGCGCUUAAGGCAGAGCCAUCGACGGCAGCCCCGUCUGCGUCCGCCGUAUCGAGUCACGCUCAAACGGGGAAGUCUGCAAGCAGGGACUCACGGAAGGAGUCGGGCGGGGAGAAGGGGAAGGAAGCGGGGAGAGUUGCCGAGGGUGCCAAGGCCGCGACGGUCGCUUCUGCGGGUUCUGCGCCGGCGGGUAGGAAGCAGCAACCUCAACCGCAAACCUCGGCGGGUGCUGCAGCGGAUGUCGCGGUAUCGAGUUCCGCGUCGUCCGCUGCCGCUCGUUCUUCCGCCAAGGCGUCGACUCGCACUGUCAGUCCCCCGCCCGUACCUGCCUACUCCGCAUCUCGCGUGCCUUCCACCGCAUCUCACGAGCAGCCGCGCGACGGCGGCGCGACCAGCGUUGGCAGCAGCGCGAGCACGAGCAGGAGCAACGCGAGGAACAGCGCCGCCGCCACUGGCGGCAGCGGCAGCGGAAACGAUAGCGGCAGCGGCAGCGGUAGUGGUAGCGGUAGCAGCAAGAGCAGCGGCGGCGGCGGCGGCGGGCGCAGCAGGAGCAGCAGCAGCGGGAGAGGGAGCUCGUCGGACGAUGAGAUGGGGUUCAGCCUGAGCGACCAGCUCGCAGAAAUGCUGCUCAACAGCCCCGGCCGCGCCGACCUCGGUGCUUCCGCCGCGCAAGCAACCGCAGCAGAAGCUGGUGAGGUGAAAGCAGGUGAAACGCAGAGUCGAGCAGGCGAGAGCAGCCUGGUUCAGAUGUCGGUCCCCGAACCUGCCCGUUCCGUUGCGCCCAAGCCAUCCACGUCGGUUCCGUCGCUCCAGAGAAUUCGGGACGCCGCGUCACCGCACAGCACCGAUUCAUCCAUCCCGCUCGCCGCUGCCGGCCCCCACGGCAGCAUCUCCUCGCCGUCCUUCUCCACGUGGCUCUCGCCGCACUCCACCUCGUCCGCCGCUACCCUCUCCAAACCCGUCCUAUCUACCGCUAACGGGGUGGCUUGUAACGGGAUCGCUGUUGCGGGGUGGGCGGCGUCCGGCGGGAGCGGGCUGGAGCGGCUGCAGCAGCUGCAGGCGCUGCAGCGGCAGCUGCAACAGGCGUUCGUGGGCGUGGGGUGGUCGACGGACGAGAUGCAGCGCGCCAGUGAGAUCGUCGCCGCGGCCAAGCAGUCUCAGAGCCGCUUCUCGGGUGCCGCAGCAGCAGCAUCAGCAGCGGCAGCGGCAGCAGCGGUCGCGCCGGCUCCUGUCACCCCCCCUCCUGGCUUCCGCCCUCCCGCUCCCCCUGGCUUCGCAGCCCUUUUCCCGCCUCCGGGAUUCGGCCCGUCCGCGGGCGCCAAGAAAGCGGACGCGGACGUGCAGGCGCAGGCCGCCGCAGCAGCAGCGCGGGCUGGGUCGGGUCUAGGGCUAUCCGGGUCGACCGGGGUAGCAUCCUUUGGCGCGGCGGGUGCAGCAGCAGCAGGGGGGAGUCUGGGCGUGCAAUCGGUAGAGUCAGCAGCAUGGGGGUGGGGGGCGUCGGGAGCUGUUGCUUCCGCCUCCGCCUUGGCGGCAGGCGCGUCCUCCUCUGCCUCGUUUGGGUCGCCACUGCUGACCUCUGGCUACUCCAGUGCUUCAGGCUACACCGCCAGCAGUGCAGCAGGCUAUUCUGGUGCCGCUGGGUAUUUCUCAGGGUAUACCAGUGCUGGAGGGGUGUCGGGGCGGAGUGGGAGCGAGGUUGGGGCGUUGGGGAGUGUGGGGACGGCAAGAGGGACGUGGGGUGGAGGGGAUGCGGACGCUGCUGUGGCUGCUAUUGCGAGCAUCUGGGGGCAGGAGAACAGUGCCACGGCUGCUGUGGGUUCGAUCAAGCUGGGAUCCGCUGCAGAGUAA